AUUCUCUCUCUCACCAGCAGCAGCCGACCGAGCAAAGGCAACUUGUUGUUUGAUAAGUAUUGUUCGCCCAAGAACAAUUACGCGCAUCAAAAACUUUCGUAUCCUUCCCCCGCGCCCGCGUCGCCGUUCUCCCAUACACCUUCUCUUUUCUCAUUCUUCUCUUUCUUUCUACAUAUUCUGUCCUGGCAUUUGCUUAAUACCAAUUUUUAUCAUCGACGUUCCUUUUCGGGUCAUGUAUCAGCCUUGACCUCAAAACAGUCCAAACGCCCUUCACCCCAUCACCUCGGCAUUGGCAACAGCUUCCACAGACUGACAGGACUUAUUGACUGUCCGACCACUUUCGGUCUCCUCGUUGAGCUCGAAUCGGCAGGGCCCGUAACGUAAUCUAGUCCAAAGCAAAGCCCCGAGUUAGUAGAGCCGGCCGGCUCGCCGCUUCUCAUCGCCCUCGACACCAUGGCUUCCUCGACGGGUGCCGGGACAUACGACGACUCGCCCUCGCCCUCGCCUCCUCCCCUUUCUCCUCCUUCUCCUCUUUCUCCCCCCUCCGGCGCCGCCUGGCAGGACGCCCGCGUGCCGCUCAAGCCCUUCCUCGCCGGCCAGCCCAAGUCGCUCUCGGGCAUCGCCCUGCGCGCCUUUUGUCUCGGCCUCGCCGCCGCCGCCAGCGCCGUCGCCACCGUCCUCCUCCUGCUGCUGGCGGGCGACUCCCCCGCCUGGCGCCUGCCCUUCUUCGUCCUCGCCCUCGCCGUCUUCCACUUCCUCGAGUUCUGGACCACGGCCGAAACCAACACCCCCGCCGCCUGCAUCGACAGCUUCCUCCUCACCGCCAACUGGCCCGCCUACGCCGUCGCCCACUCGGCCGCCUUUGCCGAGUGCCUGCUCGUCUGCCUCUUCGCCCCGGGUCGCGACUGGGCGCCCCUGCACGCAGGACCCCUGCUGCUCGCGCUGGGGCUCGCCAUGGUGCUCGUCGGCCAGGCGGUGCGCUCCGUCGCCAUGCUGCAAGCCGGCGUCAGCUUCAACCACUACGUGCAGACGGACAGGGCCGCGUCGCACACCCUCGUCACCAGCGGCAUGUACAGCGUCCUGCGCCAUCCGAGCUACUUUGGCUUCUUCUACUGGGGGCUGGGCACGCAAUUGGUGCUCGGAAAUGUCGUUUGCUUCUUUGUCUACGCGGCAGUGUUAUGGCAGUUCUUCAGUGCGAGGAUCCGCUUCGAGGAGAAGAAGCUGGUGCAAUUCUUCCAGCAAGACUAUGUUCAAUACCGGCAGAGGGUAGGGACAAAGAUCCCCUUCAUCCCCUGAACUUCGAUGCCCCGAAGACUCUUACGGCCACGGGAGACACAGUAUUGGCGAGGGGAUGAGGAGAGCAUUGUACCUGAUUUCGUCACGGGGAGAGUUCUUUGGAAGUGAGGCCAACCAUGCCCUUCCUCAUCAAUUAUACCACCAAAGCUUUUCCAUUGUCCAAAAGAUUGAGAGGCCGUCAUGGUCAAGAUUGCUACUUGCCCACCAUUUGUGGCAUUUGUCGGCUCACACUCCCAUACUUGGCCUGCCACGCAUAAAAAUACAUGAGCGCGGCAAAUGGCUGUCCAAAGAUGGUAAAGGAAACCCAGAAUAUGACGUUGCCGAUGAGCUUGCCGCCCUUGCCGAGUUUCAUCUUCUCAAGUGGCGCAGUGAGCGCGAUGAGGGGGAGCUGCAAGAACAUGCCCAGGAAAGCAACGCCUGCGAGUGGUCAGCACCACCGCUAUGUAUAUAGUUUCCCGAGGCAUGACUUACCAAUGAUGUUAUGCGUAGGGACUCCGACCAAAAUCUCGUGAAGCACAGCCGAGACGAAAAAGACGACAAAGCUCGCCGUCGAAGCACUCCAACCUCGUCCAAUCAUUGGCAUAUAUACAUGGCGCUUAAAAUAGGUGUAUACCGGCUUGUUCCACGUCCGCCAGUACGCGCCCAGGCUCU
Molecule: messenger RNA, 1947 nt
Organism: Purpureocillium takamizusanense
Lineage: Eukaryota; Fungi; Ascomycota; Sordariomycetes; Hypocreales; Ophiocordycipitaceae
Gene: STE14
Product: Protein-S-isoprenylcysteine O-methyltransferase
Exons: 1
Coding region: 454-1296 (280 amino acids)
Biological process (GO): C-terminal protein methylation
Cellular component (GO): membrane; endoplasmic reticulum
Molecular function (GO): protein C-terminal S-isoprenylcysteine carboxyl O-methyltransferase activity
Source: RefSeq, a predicted model, not a curated record